Molecule: messenger RNA, 3760 nt
Organism: Mauremys mutica (yellowpond turtle)
Lineage: Eukaryota; Metazoa; Chordata; Testudines; Geoemydidae
Gene: ZC3H12B
Product: zinc finger CCCH-type containing 12B
Exons: 8
Coding region: 756-3272 (838 amino acids)
Cellular component (GO): cytoplasmic ribonucleoprotein granule; nucleus
Molecular function (GO): mRNA binding; metal ion binding; RNA endonuclease activity
Source: RefSeq, a predicted model, not a curated record
GGCCGGUUGAGGCGAAAGCAGGAUGAGGCGAAAGCAGCGGCCCCCGGGCCCCCCUUGGCGCUGAGCCCGCGGGAGGAGCCCGUCUCCCGCCGCUCCCAGAGCCCCCGGGUUCCCCGGCCCCCGAUGCGGUGGGAGCUGGUGGAAACGGCCGCAGCGGGGCCCCUGCAGCGGCGGCGCCAGCCCCCGCCCGUCGCCAGGUCGGGGCGCGGCUGUGCCCCCAGCCCCCGAAGGGAGCCGCCAGCAGCGUCUCGGAGACCGGAACCUUUUUCAGCAGUAUUGAUACAGGACAUCUCUAAUAAGGGAGAGGAGUGAAAGUUCAUGGAAAUUCUGGCAGAGAUCUCUCUCAAGUGAGUCCUGUAGACUUAACUGGUAAGCAGCCAGUAUGAGAAAUGCAGAGUCCUCUUGUAAGGGAUUCUGCAUUGAGAAGGAACCAAAUGUUGGUGCAGAAGCACGAGCACUGAAGAGCACAUGUAUGCCCUACAAGUACUGCUGGCCAAAAAGUGUUCCAUCUCUACUACGAAGCGCGUGCACAUCGUCAGUGGAAUGCACAUAUGCACAACACAGCUCGAAGAACUCCAGUUACUGUACAUGGAUUAUAUAUUGGCUUUGUAUACACUAGCACAUAUCAAGCAAGACAGAUGAACUCCAGCCUUGUGUGCACUUUCAAUUAGCUACAAGAUGCAAUUUAGUAUGAAUCCCAGGCAGCUUUGGAAGUGAAAGAGAAGUCUGAGAUCUCUGGCUGGAAGCUGAACGUGAUGACGGCCUGGUCUAUGGUGGAGAAGUUGAAAAUGGAGAAGAGGCAUUCCAAAGAAGAGAAGAAUGUGGAACAGGAUGCUGGGGACUGCAGUGCUGAAUCUGAGGAAUGGACAAGCUCAGAAAGUGAGCCUGAACAACCCUGCUUCAAGAACAGCUGUAGCAAUACUCAGUGGCGGGAAAAGGAAAUUUCUACUAAACCACAUAGGCAACUCUGUCGCUCUCCUUGCCUGGAUCGUCCAAGUUUCUCACAAAGCAGUAUCCUUCAGGACUUGAAACUGGAAGAGUGUAAAAUAAACUUGGAUAAGGAAUACCAGGCUAAAAUGGAUUUUGCUUUAAAGCUUGGGUAUGCUGGAGAUCAGAUCCAGGCAGUGCUGAACAAGUUGGGAGCAGAUGCUCUAAUCAAUGAUAUUUUGGCAGAACUCGUGAGACUUGGCAACAAGGGUGAAUCAGAGGGACAAGGCAGUGUCGGCAGUAGUAGUGGUACUCUGGUGCCCAGGGGUCCUUGCCCGAAGGAAAUGGCCAGCCCUGAACUGUCACUUGAAGAUGAAGUAGUGGAUAACACUGACAACUUAAGACCAAUUGUCAUUGAUGGAAGUAACGUGGCUAUGAGCCAUGGGAAUAAAGAAGAAUUUUCCUGUCGAGGAAUUCAGCUAGCUGUUGAGUGGUUUCUGGAGAAAGGACACAAAGAUAUCACUGUAUUUGUACCUGCGUGGAGAAAAGAGCAGUCUCGACCUGAUGCACCAAUUACAGAUCAAGAAAUUUUACGUAAAUUGGAGAAAGAAAAAAUUCUUGUCUUCACCCCAUCUCGGCGAGUUCAGGGAAGAAGGGUGGUCUGCUAUGAUGACCGGUUCAUAGUAAAACUGGCUUUUGACUCAGAUGGCAUCAUUGUGUCAAAUGACAAUUAUCGGGAUCUUCAGAAUGAAAAGCCAGAGUGGAAGAAAUUCAUAGAGGAACGCCUGCUAAUGUAUUCUUUUGUGAAUGAUAAAUUUAUGCCUCCUGAUGAUCCUUUAGGACGCCAUGGUCCAAGCCUUGAAAAUUUCCUAAGAAAAAGGCCUGUUAUUCCUGAACAUAAAAAACAACCAUGCCCUUAUGGCAAAAAAUGCACCUAUGGACACAAAUGUAAAUAUUACCACCCAGAACGCGCAAAUCAGCCUCAGAGGUCAGUAGCAGAUGAGCUUCGAAUAAGUGCCAAAUUGUCUGCUGUGAAAACUAUGAGUGAGGGAGCUUUGGCCAAAUGUGGCACAGGAUCAUCCAUUUCUAAAGGAGAAAUCAAUUCCGAAGUGAAACGCAUUGCCCCAAAACGCCAGUCAGACCCAAGCAUUAGAUCAGUUGCUGUGGAACCUGAGGAAAGACUGUCAGUAGCUCGGAAGUCAGAAGCCAACUCUGUCCCUUCUCUUGUUUCUGCAUUAAGUGUACCAACAAUCCCUCCUUCAAAAAGCCAUGCUGUUGGUGCAUUAAAUACUCGUUCUGCAAGCAGCCCUGUACCAGGUUCAUCGCAAUUUACUCAUCAAAAAUCCUCACUAGAACACAUGGCCAGUGUGCAGUAUCCUCCCAUACUGGUCACCAAUAGCCAUGGCACUUCUGUUAGCUAUACAGACCAGUAUCCCAAAUACGAAUCUUUAGGGGACCAUGGCUACUAUUCCAUGCUCAGUGAGUUCUCCAAUUUGAGCAUAAGCAGUAUGCGUAACACAGAUUAUUAUGGGGCUGAUGCAGACCAAGGGAUGUACUCUAGAAAUUCAAGCCCCUGUCCUGACACUCGCUUAAGCCAUACAAGUAAUGAUUCUUAUUCCUCUUAUAAUGAUUUGUAUCUGGGUGUAGCAGAUGCCAGAGCAGAAGACAAUGUGAAGGUCCACAGACUUUCAUCCCAAAAUCGUCUUCAGCCUUUUUCCCAUGGUUACCAUGAAGCCUUAACUAGAGUUCAGAGUUAUGGAACUGAAGAGCCCAAACAACUCCCUCGCAAACAGUCUGUUUCCCAUUUAGCACUGCAUGUCCAGCAUCCAGUUGUUGGAGCACGGUCCAGUUGUCCAGGAGACUACCCAGUGCCUCAGAAUGUUCAUCCAUCAGCCACUGCACAGCCAAGCCGUGCCUUGGUCAUGACAAGAAUGGACAGUAUUUCUGACUCACGGCUUUAUGAAAGUAACCCUAUGCGGCAGAGAAGGCCACCCCUCUGUCGAGAGCAGCAUGCUAGUUGGGAUCCAUUACCAUGUGCUGCUGAUACUUACGCUUACCACUCUUAUCCACUGAGCAACAAUCUCAUGCAACCAUGUUAUGAACCUGUAAUGGUAAGAAGCAUGCCUGAAAAGAUGGAGCAACUGUGGAGGAAUCCAUGGAUUGGGGUAUGUGGAGAGCCACAGGAACAACAUAUUAUUCCAGAACAUCAGUAUCAGACAUACAAGAAUCUCUGCAAUAUUUUCCCUGCUGGUAUUGUCCUCUCAGUAAUGGAGAAAAAUCCCCAUAUGACAGACGCACAACAGCUGGCAGCUAUAAUUGUUGCCAAAUUGAGAACAGGGCGUUAAAAUGUUAGAGCUUCUUUUUGAACUAAUAGUAUUGAGUGUAUAGUGGGCAGGAUCUGGAGGAAAAGUUAAAAAUAAGGGAAGUGGGCAAAUCUAUUGUAAAUAUUUUCUAAUUCUGUGGUAUAAAAUUCUGUACCCUAUAGCAAUCAUUAAAUAUAUGUGUGAGGCACUAUAUAAAAGAAGAUUGUAUUGUAAAUAUAAUGAAUAUUUUAGGAUUUCAAAAAUAGGGCAUUUUAAAGGUAUUUUACAGGAAGUGCAUACAUUUUUGCAUGAAUAUAUUAUUUAACUAAGAACUACAAGGUUACACUUUUAGAGUCUAAAGCUGUUCAUUCAAAACUAUUGUUAGCAAUUAUAUUGCAUGUAUCAAUGUAUAUUUCAAUUUGAUUCUAAAUAUAUAAUUGGCUUUUCAAAAUAUGCUCUAUACAUUCCAGGAUCAUACGACUUUGGCUUUGACACUGCAUUCCUCUGGGUCAAAUAUUUUAUUUUAAUGG